This is a messenger RNA of Rhododendron vialii, 1657 nucleotides long. RefSeq names its product F-box/FBD/LRR-repeat protein At1g13570-like. Lineage: Eukaryota; Viridiplantae; Streptophyta; Magnoliopsida; Ericales; Ericaceae. Gene Ontology annotation, molecular function: protein binding. The record is from RefSeq and is a predicted model, not a curated record. The transcript has 3 exons. Bases 112 to 1482 code for a protein of 456 amino acids.
UCAUAUGUGUUAAAGGAAUACUAGAGGUUUAGAACAAAAUAGGCUUCAACAUCAGUGAUUUUGUUUAUACUGAUUGCUAGGCUUCCUUUUCUUGAAUUCUCAUACGAAACAAUGGAAAUUACUCGUAAAAGAAGAAAUCUCAACGCCAACGGCGAUCUGGAUUUGAUCAGCAAUCUCCCGAGGCACAUAAUCGACUGCGUGUUGAAUCGAUUGCCUUUUCAGGACGCUGUACGAACAAGUAUACUGUCGCCAAAGUGGAGGGGCUACUGGGCCACCCUCCAACACCUAGAUUUGGGUUACGAAUUCUACCUCUUCGUCAAGGACGCUGUGGAAAAUAAAUUAUACAGUUAUGAUAGAUACAAGCAGUAUGAUAAAUACAUUCCGUACGAGUACGAAAGAAUCAUCAGCAGGAUUUUCUUUUUUCAGCUUGGUCCCCUUGUCAAGGUCACUCUAUACAUUCCGAAAUUCGUUGCGGAUGACUAUCCAGUCUAUCCGGUUCCGGAUACAGAAAAAUGGAUUCUUCACCUCUCCAAGAAGAACAUCAAGGAACUCACCAUUACUUACAAAAACCGCAAGCGUCACUUAUUGCCAAGUUGCUUCUUUUUGUGCCUUAACUUGACUCACUUGGAGCUUUCGUAUAUCUUUCUUGUACCUCCUCCGGAUUUCAAAGGUUUUCGUAACCUUAUCGCGAUACAGUGUACCGGGGUUAAGUUCAAGGCUAACAUGUUUGAGAGUCUCAUGCAUGGGAGCCCCCUGCUUCAGAAGUUGGUCUUUGUGGAUUGCUCCGGCAUGGAUCAUUUCAAGGUUUCUGCUCCUAAUUUGGAAAUCUUACGUUUCGAAGACUACCGCAAGUUUGAGACAAUCGGUUUCGAAAACGUCCCGAAGCUGGCUGAUGUCACAAUUAGUACAUUGUACACAGAGGUAGAUCAUUUCGCGAAGAGCUCUCAUCUGUUGGAAUUUCUUACUAGCUUGCCUAAAGUCACCCGGCUUUCCUUGAAUGGUGAUUUUUUAAGGUUCUUGGCCGGAGACACUCUUCCACAACAGCUUCCAACAACAGUAGUGGAAGGUCUGAAGUAUCUCAAACUAAAUAGCUUGGAUUUCGCCAAUUUUCAUGAGGUUUCUUGUGCUCUUUGCUUGAUUAGAAGCACCCCCAAUUUGAAGCAACUUGAGAUUCAGGCCUCUACUACAAGAGAAGAUAUACUAGCACCAAAAUGGGGCUAUAUGGAGGCUAAAGGCCCUUUCGGAUGCACCCUUGACGGGCUUCGAGUUGUGAAGAUGAAACUCAUCAGGGGUUUCAAGCCUGAGUUAGAGUUGGUCCAGUUUUUACUUGCCAAUUCACCAUUUCUUGAGAAGAUGUCUAUCGAUUGGUCUCCCUAUACCGGGCAUUCACAAACCCAACAGAAAUUGAUAUUGGAUAUGGCAACAGAGUUGAUACGGUGUUACCGAGCAAUAUCCCCUACCUUGGAUAUCUCUCUAGGCUGAUUGGUGAGAAAAUACUCCGUAUGAUUAUGGGUCCAUAGCUUUUUUUUUUUCAUUUGUGUGCUUUCAGUAACUUAUAAGUACUCUACUUUAAAAUAUUGGAGAUUGAAACAAAUGUUCUAAGUAACGUAUGGUAAAAUAGUGGGAUAGCAGUUACGGUCACAUCCAAGUAAACCUA